UGAAACGUUUCUGACAAUCCAGAGUCGAAGCCAGAGUAAAAUUCUACGAAAGAUAAGUCAAAAUUCUGCGGUAUUCGGACAAUGUUCGAACGGGAGAUAAGGUCAGUGCACACAAAAUGAACAUAAUGGAACACAGCGACCCAAUCUCCAGCCAUGCACCUUGCUUACUUGUACGCUUACAUUGUUUUUUCUAUUCCAGUCAGUAUCUGUAACGUCGAGGGCUGUUACUGGACGCUCUAAGGCACGGGACCGAAAAAUAACAGUAGAAAACUCUUCGUUCUCGGUAAAAAUGUCGCGCGUCUCGUUGUUUCUCAUUAUAAUAUUGAUAAACUAUUUUUUACGCAGUGAUGGCAAGGCAAUUGAAAACGAAAAGUUUCAGUUUGAUAUUACAAACGGUGGUUCGAGGACUCAAGGCCAAGUUGCGAAUGAAAACUUGCAUUCUAAGACGACGAAAGUUGAACGUUCAAACGAGAAAGUGACGAAUCAUAAUACUUGUACUGGAAAAUGUAACGGAAAAGAUCUGCAAUUGUUAACCGAAAGCAAGCAACUGUGCCCGUAUGAAAAUAAGGAGUUAUGUUUAAUUUUUUCUUUGUCAAAAAUUGCUAAAGUUCAAGUGGCCACUUUAGGACAAGCUUCGACAGAUCGCACUUUAAUAUCGAAUGUUUCUGACGGCACGUCGAGAGGCCCCGAACGUACAAAAAUUGGCGAAGAAACGAAAGAACAGAAAAGCUUAGGAAAUGAAAAUUUCAAGAAUUUUUCAACGGAACAGACGAAAUCGUCAAAUGUCCAUUGUCGAGCAAUUCGAGAUGUUUACAUACCAGAGGUCAAGCAGAACCUACCAGCUCUCGGUUGUAAAUUUGGAAAUAACACGUUCAUUUUAUCAAGUGAAAGGUUUCUUCAAGACCGACGAUUACAUUUGGACGUAAAAAUCGACAAAGACACCGUUAAAAAUAUAAUGUUUACACGAAAAAUGUCCAGAAGCAAUGAAUUUAACGUGGUACGAGCGCUGCUUAUUCUGAACCUCGCUAAUAACGAUUAUAGGAUAGAAGUGUAUAAAAAUAUUUCUAACGAACAGGAAGUGAACGAAGCGGAAGAGAAUCGAUAAGAAAUUAUCAAACGAACGAAUCGUAUUCUGUAGAAAGUUCAAAUACUCGGUGACGUCCUCGAAUCCGGUAUCUUUCGCUCGGUAAACAAUGUAUAUAAACAUGAUAAUUGUAACUACAUCAGCCUUUGUAAUAGCAGAAACGAAAU
Messenger RNA from Habropoda laboriosa, 1251 nucleotides. RefSeq lists its product as uncharacterized. The coding region runs from base 290 to 1105 and encodes 271 amino acids. The transcript has a single exon. Lineage: Eukaryota; Metazoa; Arthropoda; Insecta; Hymenoptera; Apidae. The record is from RefSeq and is a predicted model, not a curated record.